This is a messenger RNA of Annulohypoxylon maeteangense, 3119 nucleotides long. Its product is annotated as glycoside hydrolase family 31 protein. Gene Ontology annotation, molecular function: hydrolase activity, hydrolyzing O-glycosyl compounds; carbohydrate binding. Gene Ontology annotation, biological process: carbohydrate metabolic process. The record is from RefSeq and is a predicted model, not a curated record. Bases 234 to 2993 code for a protein of 919 amino acids. The transcript is spliced from 3 exons. NCBI's taxonomy places the organism in Eukaryota, Fungi, Ascomycota, Sordariomycetes, Xylariales, Hypoxylaceae.
UGCGGGGAUUGGAGACACCUGCGGUAGGUAAACAAUUUCACGAUCCUACGGCAAGGGUCGUAUAACCUGGGGGACUUAGCUCGGUGAGUACAAGUGUAUAAGAACCAUGAGGCACCGCGCUAUUCGGAAUGGUGAACCAGUGAGUCGGGUUACGCAUUUUCCACGUGGUAGUCGUUGUCUCGCCAUAACUAUAUUGACCUCUCACGCGUGGGGGUGAUACAAGUUACCUCAAGAUGGCAAGUCUUCUUUUGUUCAUGGCGACGGCGGUCUCAGCCGCUGCCGUUGUGAGAAGGGACAAUCCGAGUGACAACGCUCUUACUUCAUGCCCCGGUUACAAGGCUUCGAAUGUCGUGAAGACAGCAUCGGGAUUAACUGCUGAUUUAACUCUGGCUGGAGCGGCUUGCAAUGUGUACGGUACGGAUGUGAAGGACCUGACGUUGGAGGUCUCAUAUGACACAGAGAAGCGACUUCAUGUCAAAAUCCAGGAUGCUGCCAACAGUGUCUAUCAGAUUCCCGAAACCGUCUUCACCCGACCUGAAGUCCUAGACGCCAAAGAGGCACAAUCCGCCUUAAAAUUCGACUUCGUCGAAAGCCCGUUCUCCUUUACCGUAUCUCGUUCGGACUCGGGCGAGGUUCUCUUCGACACUUCAGCCGCCAGCCUAGUCUUCGAAUCUCAGUACUUGCGCCUAAGGACAAAGCUACCUGAGAAUCCAAGUCUCUACGGACUUGGCGAGCACUCGGAUCCUUUCAUGUUGAAUACCACUGAUUACAUUAGAACUUUCUGGUCGCAGGACUCCUACGCCGUUCCUGAAGGUGCUAAUCUGUACGGAAAUCAUCCCGUGUACUAUGAACACCGUGAAUCCGGUACACACGGCGUGUUCUUUCUGAACUCAAACGGCAUGGACAUUAUGAUCAACAACACGGCCGAGUCUGGUCAGUAUCUCGAAUACAACACACUCGGUGGUGUUCUCGACUUCUAUUUCGUACCUGGACCGAGCCCGAUUGAAGUUGCGCAGCAGUACGCCGAAAUUGUUGGGACACCUGCAAUGAUGCCCUAUUGGGGAUUUGGCUACCACAAUUGCAGAUAUGGAUACCAGGACGUCUUCGACGUAGCCGAGGUAGUCUACAACUAUAGCCAGGCUGGCAUUCCAUUGGAAACGAUGUGGACCGAUAUUGACUACAUGUACCGACGAAGAGUAUUCUCCCUGGAUCCAGAGAGAUUCCCCUUGCACAAGAUGCGCGAGCUAGUCGACUACCUGCACGCGCAUGACCAACAUUACGUCGUCAUGGUGGAUCCAGCUGUGGCCUACCAGGACUUCCCGACUGCCUUCCAGCGAGGUGUUGACGACAACAUCUUCCUCCUCCGUGGGAACGGCUCAGUGUGGAAGGGUGUCGUCUGGCCUGGUGUGACCGCAUUUCCCGAUUGGUUCUCGGCGAACAUCAGCAACUAUUGGAACAACGAGUUUUCUCUUUUCUUCUCGCCUGAGGAUGGUGUCGAUAUUGACGCACUUUGGAUCGAUAUGAACGAGCCUUCUAACUUCCCUUGCUUCUUCCCCUGUGAUAACCCAGAUGCUUCGGCUGUGGGUUACCCUCCGGAGCCUCCACCAGUAAGGGCCAAUCCUCGAACCCUACCAGGCUUUUCUUGCGAUUUCCAGCCCGAAGGCACUGAUUGCGCAAAGACCGAAGUAAGGUCUCUCGAAAUCCGCGACAGCAUGCCACCGGCAUACUUCAAUCAUCUUGUAGUCCCGCGCCAGACAGAGGAGGGCAAGCAAAUGGGACUCCCCGACCGUGAUCUCCUUUUCCCUAAGUAUGCGAUCCACAACAAAGCCGCCAACGCAGACAGCUGGAAUGCAGCUGAAGGUGGUCUUUCUAACAAGACCGUGAACACCGAUGUAAUCCAUCAGAAUGGACUCACCAUGUACGAUACCCAUAACAUGUACGGCUCUAUGAUGUCUAUCGCAUCCCACGAAGCUAUGCUUCAACGACGACCUACAGUGCGCCCCAUGAUCAUCACGCGUUCGACAUUUGCCGGCGCUGGUACUAAGGUGGGCCAUUGGUUAGGAGACAACUUGUCUUCAUGGAAUCACUACAGGCUCGCGAUCCGAAGUAUGAUGACCUUCGCUUCCGUGUACCAAAUACCGAUGGUCGGUGCAGACACCUGCGGAUUCGGUGACAACUCGACGGAGCAGCUCUGCUCGAGAUGGGCCGCCCUUGGAGCAUUUUCGCCGUUCUAUCGCAACCACAACAGUUUAGACAUGGUCCCCCAGGAAUUCUACCGCUGGAACGUUACAGCGGUAUCUGCGCGCAAGUUCAUUGAUAUCCGCUACCGCCUACUCGACUACAUGUAUACAGCCUUGCAAGCACAAACCGUCGACGGAACACCCAUGGUAAAUCCACUCUUUUACCUAUACCCGCAGGACAAGAACACAUACCCCUUGGAUCUGCAGUACUUCCUCGGCCCGGCAUUACUCGUCGCUCCCGUCACAGAGGAAAACAGCACGAGUGUCGACGUAUACCUACCGGACGAUAUCUUCUACGACUGGUACACACACGAGAAGGUUGUCGGCGAGGGCAAGGCUAUCACGGUCGAAAACCAGGAAUGGACGGAUCUACCCCUAUACCUCCGGGGUGGCGUGAUCGUGCCGGUACGCGCCGAGUCGGCUAAUACGACCACGGCGCUGCGCACCAAGCCCUUCGAGAUUAUAGUUCCCGUAGGAAAGGACGGAAAAGCAAGUGGCCGAUUAUACCUGGACGACGGCGUGAGCAUCGAACAAGCUGGAAUCAGUGAUAUUACUCUCGAGUACGCUGACGGCGUGCUCACCGCCAGCGGUACAUUCGGGUACAAGGCGGAUGAGCUCAGAGUCACCAAGGUUACGUUCUUGGGUGUCGGUGGGAAGAGUGGAUGCAAAAAGCGUGACGCCAAGGACGUGGUUACCGUUGAGGUUGAUAAGCCGCUUACGGAAACGUUUACCGUCGAGGUUGGUAAGGCGUAAGCGUAUGUGAAAAAAAAAGGGGUGUUGACUAUUGGAUAAUGAGAAAUGCGAAACUGCAUGAUGUUAGCUGUAUGCAUAUUGUAUAUUCGUAAUGUAUAUACUUAGAAUAGAUAUGUUCAAAUUACC